Aphis gossypii (cotton aphid) is the source of this 2795-nucleotide messenger RNA. RefSeq lists its product as uncharacterized. The record is from RefSeq and is a predicted model, not a curated record. The coding region runs from base 173 to 796 and encodes 207 amino acids. The transcript has 6 exons. Lineage: Eukaryota; Metazoa; Arthropoda; Insecta; Hemiptera; Aphididae.
CAUAUUUUAUUAUUAUAUAUAUUAAAAUAUAUGAAAACAGCGUACGAAUAUUAUAUCAUAUAGGUAUUUAAGAUGGUAUCUAAGAGAUAUUUAUUUUAAAUAUAAAUAUUAUUUAUUAUCUAAGUAUAUAUCGUAAAUUUGUUUUGUACAGCAAUUUUUGGUUUAAAUAACCAUGGACCAAUUCGAGGAACCAUGGUUUACAUGUUUCAUUUCAAAAGUAGAAGACGAUCCUAGGGAUGAAAUAACAAAUAACAUGGACGUUUCACAAAUCAAAGAUAAAACCAAAAGAUUAUUUAAACUGUACAUGAAAAAGAAAAAAGAGUAUUGGUCCAGUUUGGCAACAAAGAGACGUAUACAAACGUCUACAAUUACAAAUCCAAAACCAAUAGUUUCCAUGACGAAAAAUAACAAAGCGCAAAAGAAGUCGUGGAGUGCCGACCGAUUAAACGAAUUAUCCAAGCCUAGAUUCGAUUAUUACGAAUACACAGAGGAAGUGACUACUUGGCGUCGUUAUCGACAAGUCAAUAUUCAAAGAAUAUAUGAUUUGGCAACACCACGGAGGGUCGCAUCGAGUGUCGAUCAGGCACCGCGUAAGUGCAAUUGUUGUAAAGUACCUUUAUCGGUAUUGCUGCCGAGGAUAGAAAAACUGUCCAUACCACCUAAACGGACGAACGUAGUCGAACAAAUUAAAUCUGAUGAAGACACUUUUUCGGUUAAAAAGUCAGCUCUGAAGUACGUCGCUUCUGAGAGGUUGAAACGAUUAGCAACACCACGACCAAUGUACCAUGAAGACUAAUGAAGAACUAUGUUUCGAUGGGCACAUGUAAAUUCCGCCACAAGUACCUUUUUUUCAUUUGAAGUUAAAUUUGUAGUUUUUUAUUGUAUCUACUACUACAACAUAGUAAUAUCAUGUUUAAUAUUUUAGCUAAAAAAAAAAAAAUAUAUCAAUAUUUAAUAUUUUAGCUAUAAGAGGUGUAUGCCAUCUACAAAAAAUGUCUACAUAUGUGUUGUAUUCAAUCUCUCAUUGAUCAUUUUUUUCUGUUUACGUAGAUAGCAUUUUCACGAAGGUUUAUCACGAAUAUCUUCCACCGCUUUUCUCUUUAUACAACUACUUAUUUCUUGUCUUUCUAGUGUUUGGAUUGAAAUUGGAAGGCAUGAAGUAAUAUGUGUAUCAUUUGCAAAAUGUGUUAAAGUAAUAUUAUGUUGCUCAGCUCCAACAGUUUUUAUAAAUGCAUUACAUUUUUUGUUAUUGCACCUCCGUUUUAUUUCACCAGACAAGUACUUUAUAUUUUUAUUAAACUUAUAAUUUUUAAAUACAACCAAUAAAUUACCUCGUUGACCAGUAAUUAAUUUUAUAUUAUUACUUUCUUGCGACAUAUUUCGUUCGGACAUAUACAAAUAUCGGAAGUAUCGGGAAUAUCGGAAAUAUACACGGAGACACGCAGACUGCGAAUGAUUAUGUUCGUCAAAGUAUACGUCUUUACGUAUACCUUACCUACUGCCGAUAUCGUCAUUGGAAAUCCUGAUUUCAGAUAAUGUGAAGAUAAAAUUAUUAAUAAUUUGAAUUAAUCUAACCUUGACAAUAUUUUAUCAAUUUUGACAUUUAUCAUCACAAUAAACAUAUUUAAUGUGAGAAGGCACGUGACAAUGUGAGUACUGUCGCACUGACCAGGUAAAAAAAAAAACUGGAGGAGUUUACCAUAGACCUAUUAUUACCUUUUUAUCUUGACCGAUAUUCUGAUGGAGUUUACAAUCGCCCAUUUUUAGUACACAUAAAUCGUUACAGUAGGUGGAAAUAGACCGUUUCCUCAAUCAUGGAUUUAGGCUAUAAUUUGUGUACAAUUAAUACUUGUAAAAUAGUAUACGAUUUAUUAUUACACUGCUUGUGUUGAUUUUUUGGCACUUAACCCCGAUUCUCAGAAUUUUCCCUUUGUGCGAGAUAGACAUUAAUUUCUUUACUCCUUAUACUUUGACAAAGGAAUUUAAUCCAAUAAAAAAACAAAGUUGCAGAGUUACCAUCCGAUAUAAAUAAGGGUUUUUUUUAUAUAUUUUUUUUAGUCUGACAAGACUAGCGUAACGAUAUAUCACCGGUGUAGCGUGUAACUCGUAAAAUUUAUCAUCGUGGUAUGGUAAAAACUACGUGACGUAGAUUUUAAUUUUGAUCGCCCAGCAGCAAUUAGGUGUUUCGAAUUUUGUUCAUUAUUGACACUGAAAGAGAACUUCAAUUUCCGGACGAACUAUAGUUAAACUCGAACUGGCUCUGAAUAUUUUAUUUAAUACCAGUACACAUAAUGUAAUAACGCGUAGUAAUUGUAAUAUAAAACAAUUUUCACCAAACUAAUGUUUUUUUUGUUUUUGUUGUUGUUUUUAUCAUAUAGCACGACUAUACAUUUCCGUAAAAUUUUUCUAGUGUUUAAUUUUGAAGUUUGCCUAAAAAUCAAAAUCAAACGGAGAAAUCAAUCACGUUUCGUCAUAAGAUUUAUUUUUUAUAAAAAUUAAAUUCAUCGAGAAGUAGAAUCAAUAUGUAUGUUCAGCAUAUUCGCUAAAGUGUGUGCGUGUGAUACAUUCCUAUGUAUAACGUAUGCUUUAGCAAGGCGCUUGCCGCUUAUUCGUAAAUGAUUAUAAUAUCAAUAUGUUAAGUGUUAACUGCUUAAUGUUUGGUUGUUGUGUGUGAGAUGUAAGCUAUGUAUGUAUGUAAUAUGUAUAAUAUAUUGGUAUAUAAUAUGUGUGCGUACUGCGUUCAGUAUGUAUGUGAUGGUAUAUAUGUUAUGUGUAUUGUGUGUGUGUGUGUGUGU